UCUGCACACCCACACCACAUAUACACUCAUAUAUAUGUAUAAAGACGCAUACCAUUUGAUCCUCUGACACUUUUUCGUUUAAUUUUUUUUCUUAAAGAUAAAAAGUUUUUUCUGUGGAUUGAUAAUUGAACCAAUCGUCAUAGAAGCAGAGAUUCAACCUUCUCCUCCUUUCUUUAUCUUUCCCUCUCACAAACAGAAGAUUUCAAAAGAAAAAGAAAAAAAGAAAAUCAUUGAAACGAUGGCGUUUCACCACAAUCAAGACCUCUCUUUCAAUCAUUUUACCGACCAAGACGGACCUCCUCCUCCUCCGCCUCCGCAACAGCAGCAGCAGCAACAUUUCCACGACGCGCCACCUCCUAACUGGCUCAACACUGCGCUUCUCCGCUCAGACAACAACAACAACAACUUCCUCAACCUCCACACAUCCACCGCCAACACCACCGCCGCGAGCAGCUCCGAUUCUCCUUCCUCCGCCGUCGCCGCCGCCGCCGCAGCUAAUCAGUGGCUAUCCCGUUCCUCCUCUUUCCUCCAACGAACCGGAAACAACAGCAACUCCGGCGCCGCCGUUGUCGGAGACGUCGUCGUCGACGAAGGAGGAGCAGAGACGAUGAUCAGCGGCGAGAACAAAAACGACGGAGGAGGAGGAGGAGCUGCGGCGUCGGCGGAGGGAGUAGUGAGCUGGCAGAAUGCGAGGCAAAAGGCGGAGAUACUCUCCCAUCCGCUAUACGAGCAGCUUCUGUCGGCGCACGUCGCUUGUCUGAGAAUCGCGACGCCGGUUGAUCAGCUUCCGAGGAUCGACGCGCAGCUUGCUCAGUCGCAGAACGUCGUUGCGAAGUACUCUGCUUUAGGCGCCGGCCAAGGACUCGUCGGCGACGACGACAAAGAGCUUGACCAGUUCAUGACGCAUUAUGUUUUGCUUCUGUGUUCUUUCAAAGAGCAACUGCAACAACACGUGCGUGUUCAUGCAAUGGAAGCUGUGAUGGCUUGUUGGGAGAUCGAGCAGUCUCUUCAAAGCUUAACAGGCGUGUCUCCAGGAGAAGGCAUGGGAGCAACAAUGUCAGAUGAUGAGGAUGAACAACAAGUAGAGAGCGAUGCUAAUAUGUUCGACGGAGGUGGUUUAGAUGUAUUGGGGUUUGGUCCUCUGGUUCCUACUGAGAGCGAGAGAUCUUUAAUGGAGCGAGUUAGACAAGAACUCAAACAUGAGCUCAAACAGGGUUACAAGGAGAAAAUAGUAGACAUAAGAGAGGAGAUACUGAGGAAGAGAAGAGCUGGUAAAUUACCAGGAGACACCACUUCUGUUCUCAAAGCAUGGUGGCAAUCGCAUUCCAAAUGGCCUUACCCUACUGAGGAAGAUAAGGCGAGGUUGGUGCAGGAGACAGGUUUGCAGCUAAAGCAGAUAAACAAUUGGUUCAUUAAUCAGAGAAAGAGAAACUGGCAUAGCAAUCCAUCUUCUUCCACUGUCUUGAAGAACAAACGCAAAAGCAAUGCAGGUGACGAUAGCGGAAGAGAGCGUUUCACGUAGAAAGAACAAAACAUAUGGAGUGAAUUUGGGAGCUGGAUUGGAUGGGGAUUUGAAGCAGUGUUUAGGGGUUAAACUUGGAUUAUACAGGAGAGGGGACAGUAUUAGAAAGCAACUUUUUGUGCAAUUACAACAUAGUACGUAGUUCGGUUAUGUGAUGCCAUAUAUUUAUUAGUAGACACAACCCAAAGAUGAAAAAGAAGAUUCAGGCUUCUGUUUGAUGUUGUUAUUUUUUUAAAUGGGAUAGUUUGUAUGCAUGAGUUUUAUUAUGAACCAUCAUUAGCAUGGUAUCUUGUGAAUAAGACAGUGAGUGGAUAGCAUUGGGAUACACAGUUUCUAUAUAAAGAAAACAUCACCUCCUUA
Messenger RNA from Raphanus sativus (radish), 1882 nucleotides. RefSeq names its product homeobox protein knotted-1-like 3. The transcript has 6 exons. The coding region runs from base 239 to 1522 and encodes 427 amino acids. Gene Ontology annotation, cellular component: nucleus. Gene Ontology annotation, molecular function: DNA binding. Lineage: Eukaryota; Viridiplantae; Streptophyta; Magnoliopsida; Brassicales; Brassicaceae. The record is from RefSeq and is a predicted model, not a curated record. Gene Ontology annotation, biological process: regulation of DNA-templated transcription.